AUGUUCGCGCGCACACAGUACCCGGAUGUGUUCCUCAGGGAGCAGCUCGCCAUGCAGAUAGACCUGACCGAAGCUCGUAUACAGGUGCGAUUUACCUGCCCAGGUGAGAUAUUCAUGCCUAUCUACCGUAUGCAGGUGCGAUUUACCUGCCCAGGUGAGAUAUUCAUGCCUAUCUACCGUAUGCAGGUGCGAUUUACUUGCCCAGGUGCAAUAUUCAUGCCUAACUACCGUAUGCAGGUUUGGUUUCAAAAUCGACGGGCCAAGUGGCGCAAGCAGGUGCGCCUGAAGGUGGGCCGUAACUUCUGGCGCGUGCGCACGUUUCCGUUCAGCGGCCCGCAGGCGUGGUUCGGGGCUGGGCCGCAGCCACCACCCGUGGCGCCAUCUGCCGCCGCCCCGCAGCUGCUGUACAGCGACGCACUGCGCAUGGCGCAUAGCAUGAAUGCGGCUCUUCAACAGACGACCUCUAGCGGACAGUGCUUUCCUUUCUGCGGUUGCUGCGUGCCCGUUUCGUCUGCCGAUCAUAAAUCAUCAGCGACAGAGGGCGGCACUGCGUCGGCGGCAGCCAUCAUCAGCGUGAGAGACGAUGAGCUGUGCACACCGCGUGGGGGCGCGGACGUAGCGGCGAACCAGGUAGGCGUCGGUGACCUCACGCCGACCGAGGAAGGAGCCGGAGAAGCAGAUGAAAAGUGA
Priapulus caudatus is the source of this 690-nucleotide messenger RNA. RefSeq lists its product as uncharacterized. The coding region runs from base 1 to 690 and encodes 229 amino acids. The transcript has 5 exons. Gene Ontology annotation, biological process: regulation of transcription by RNA polymerase II. NCBI's taxonomy places the organism in Eukaryota, Metazoa, Priapulida, Priapulimorpha, Priapulimorphida, Priapulidae. The record is from RefSeq and is a predicted model, not a curated record. Gene Ontology annotation, molecular function: RNA polymerase II transcription regulatory region sequence-specific DNA binding; DNA-binding transcription factor activity, RNA polymerase II-specific.